CCUGCCUCCUCUUUCCUUUCAACAUGACAAAUGCUGCCGUGUCCUUCGCCAAGGACUUCCUGGCAGGUGAAGUGGCCGUGGCCAUCUCCAAGACCAUGGUAGCGCCCAUCAAGCGGGUUAAGUUACUGCUGCAGGUGCAUCAUGCCAGCAAGCAGAUCACCACAGAUAAGCAAUACAAGGGCAUCAUAGACUGUGUGGUUCCUAUCCCCAAGGAGCAGGGAGUCCUGUCCUUCUGGCAUGGUAACCUGGCCAAUAUCAUCAGAUACUUUCCCACCCAGGCUCUGAACUUUGCCUUCAAAGAUAAAUACAAGCAGAUCUUCCUGGGUGGUGUGGACAAGAGGACCCAGUUUUGGAGCUACUUUGCAGGGAACUUGGCAUCCGGUGGUGCUGCUGGGGCCACGUCUUUGUGCUUUGUGUACCCUCUUGAUUUUACCCCUACCCGUCUAGCAGCUGAUGUGGGUAAAGCUGGAGCUGAAAGGGAGUUCAAAGGCCUCAGCGACUGUCUGGUUAAGAUCUACAAAUCUGAUGGGAUUAGGGGCCUGUACCAAGGCUUUAACGUGUCCGUGCAGGGUAUUAUCAAGUACCGAGCUGCUAACUUUGGUAUCUAUGACACUCCAAAAGGAAUGCUUCCAGAUCCCAAGAAUACUCAUAUCUUCAUUAGCUGGAUUGCACAGUUUGUCACCGCCGUUGCCGGAUUGACUUCCUAUCCGUUUGACACUGUUCGUCGCCGCAUGAUGAUGCAGUCGGGGUGCAAAGGAACUGGUAUGUACAUGGGCACGUUUGACUGCUGGAGGAAGAUUGCUCGAGACCAAGGGGGAAAAGCUUUUUUCAGGGAUGCAUGGUCCAUUGUUCUCAGAGGGAUGGGUGGUGCUUUCGUGCUUGUCUUGUAUGACGAAAUCAAGAAGUUCACGUAA
Tupaia belangeri chinensis (Chinese tree shrew) is the source of this 914-nucleotide messenger RNA. Its product is annotated as ADP/ATP translocase 2. Lineage: Eukaryota; Metazoa; Chordata; Mammalia; Scandentia; Tupaiidae. The transcript has a single exon. Gene Ontology annotation, cellular component: mitochondrial inner membrane. Bases 24 to 914 code for a protein of 296 amino acids. Gene Ontology annotation, biological process: mitochondrial ADP transmembrane transport; negative regulation of mitochondrial outer membrane permeabilization involved in apoptotic signaling pathway; mitochondrial ATP transmembrane transport. The record is from RefSeq and is a predicted model, not a curated record. Gene Ontology annotation, molecular function: ATP:ADP antiporter activity.